AAAAGGACUAUCAACGAGAUAGGUGGUGACAAACUGUGAGGAAGACAGAGAGAAGCAAACUCAUUGAGACAUUCCGAGACAACAGAUCAUCCGGAAAAUAGCUACUCUCACUUCAAGCUACUACAGUUGGAAUGCAAAGUAAGUUUCUAACUCUUCUCUGUGGAGUCUUGCUGGCUUCAACAUGGUGGUCUGCUGGCGUCACGGCGGUGGGAACUACAGAUGUGGUGUACACGACAGUGGAGGUUACAAACGCAGGGACCACCAUAGAAGUGACUACAGUUGACACAGAUUUAACUACCGGGUCCACGACGACAGAAGCUAUAAGCACGACGCAGGCGUUUUCAACCGGUGCCACCACGACUGCUUCAACUGCAGAGGCCACGUGGUCAACGACGGCAAGUGCUGCGGCCACGACGGUAGAAACUUCAUCUGCUGUCACACCGACGGCAGAUGAAAGCACGACCGUAGGGUCAACUACAGGGGCCGGGACGAAUGCGCCAACAGGUUCAACUGCAGGAGUUACAACCGUUACGGCAGCAGGCUCAACAGUUGGGACCACGUCAGCGGAAACCACGAAGAGUGACGCCUCAACUGCAGCGGACACGGUGUCAGCUUCAACCGGUGUAGGUGCAAGUACGGCCAGAGUUACAACUGCAGAGGCCACUGUGUCAGUUUCAACCAAUGCAGGUGCAAGCACGGCUAGAGUUACAACUGUAGAGGCCACGAGGACAGCUUCAACCGAUGCAGGUGAAAGCACGGCCAGAGUUACAACUGUAGAUGCUACAACAGCCGAAGCCACAACGACGAAAACCGCGGCAAUAGAUUCAACUGCAACGACCUCCAAGGGGGCAGCUUCAACUGCCGGGCCCACGGUGGUGGUAAUUUCAACAGCAGGGACCACGCAGGCAGCAGCCACAAGCAGCACAAGGUCGGCAGCUUCAACUGCGGUUACAGGGUUGACAGGAGCUACAAACGCGGGGGCUACUACGGCAAUAACGACAGGGGUGACGACUGAGUCGUCUGCAGGAGAUACCACACCGGCUGCUGGAGAUGCCACAACAGCAGUCAUUACCGAAAGGGCCACAAAGGCAGAGGCCUCGAGUGUUGUUGCCGCGACAACUGCAACCACGAUGGCAGCAGGCGUAACGACGGCGGCAGAUUCCACUGCCCGCGCCACAACGGAGUCCAGAACCAUGGAGGUCACAACAGCUGUUGCCGGAGGGACUACAACGGCAGCAGAAACGACUGAAGCCGUGGACGCGUGCAUCACUGGCAGCCAUGACUGUCAUGAGCAAGCAGCUUGCUCGAACAGUGGUGUUGGCUUUUCCUGCGUCUGCAACAGAGGGUACGAGGGCAAUGGGACGUACUGUCAAGACCUAAAUGAAUGCCAGACUGGAAUCAGCGGAUGUUCAGACAUCUGCAACAAUACAGUUGGAUCUUUUGUCUGCGACUGCCCGGCCUUUUUCAAGCUUGAUGUCACAGACAGUAAGACUUGUGUUGCCGCCCGCUCCUGUGACACCUCCAACCCCUGCUCUCCCUCUGACGUCUCAACAUGUGCAGUGACGGACUCCGGCUAUACAUGUGGCUGUAACUCAGGUUACAAACUGGCGGAAGGAAGUGAAACACUUUGUGUCAAUGUUGAUGAAUGUGCUACGGGCGAGAACAACUGCGAUCCCACCCUGGGGAUGUGUACCGAUAUUGCAGGCAGCUUCAACUGUUCCUGUAAGGCCGGGUACACAGGGGCAGGGACUGUUGGCAUGUGCUCAGAUGUGGACGAGUGUACUGCCGGUACAGCAGUGUGUGACACAAACGCUGACUGUGUCAACACUGUGGGUGCGUACACAUGCAGCUGUCAAACUGGGUACAAGAGCAUCGCUACCAACGGGACAGGAUUCCCCGGAGAGUGCAAAGAAAACCGUCUGCUGCCGUUUGGGCAAAGUGUCGGCCACUCUGAGCUGACCGGAAGCCCCACGAGCGACGCCGCUUCCAGUCUCAUCAACGUUCCAGACGGACUGCCACUGUUCGGCGGUCGACUAUGUGACACUCUUUACGUUCUGGAGAACGGUCUUAUCGUCGCCACUACCCUGAAAGAGACCCAGGACUCCGUGGCCAAAACCAUUUAUCGCCAUCCCACCACUGACGCGGCUGCGUUCGGCGAUCCCGUGUGCGCCGUGUUCGCCCCAUUCUGGGCUGACGCUGUCCUUGGUGGAUCAUAUCCUUCAAAGGUGUGGUAUCAUGCUUACCAGAAGGACUCUGGAAGCGACAACAUGUUUCUUGAGAAAGUCAACGAGGCGGUCAGGAAAAAUGGCGGUUUCAACGCGACUUUUUUCCUACUGGUGACGUAUGAAACCAUGGCGAUGGCGGGUGAGACAGCACGAGAAGACAUGGAGACAAACACAUUCCAGGGCGGUAUAGCAACCGAUGGUAUCCAUACCAUAGCUGUUUCCAUUUAUGAUGACGGCGGCAUGAACUGGGACCCACAGAUCACCGACAGUAAUCUGGUCGAUGGGAAGUGGCCCGCGUUUGUUGGCAUCAUCGUCGAAAGUGCAAACGGCUCGCUCAUCGUGGUCGAGAACGAAAAUUCAAGGAUGAAGACAAAGCAGGAAAACGGCGUGAAAGAUUGCAGCGGCACGAACGUGUACUGUAUGGACAGCAGGGCGGUGGACGGUGUGUGGAUCCGGGCGGACGACAACGCCGACAACUGGGUCAACCCGAGGAAGUGGUGUGCCGAUUGGUACAAUGCUGAACCGGCCGUCAGCACGUUUGCCAGUGCCGUACCCUGCCCACUGACCAAGGCCCAUGCUGACCUCGACACGAGGUUUAAAGCGGCAAGUGACGUCUCCACUGGAGGAAGAGCCUGCUAUGAACAGAACGAUGGUUCUUCUUUCACCGACGGUGGAAACAGCCUUUGCUGCUAUGGAGAAUCUGAUGGUGCCUUCAAGCUGAACAACAAAGAGAUGUCCGGCAACGUUCAUCGAUAUGCCCGGGAUUCUCAGAACUAUCAGGAUUAUGACGUAAAGCCCAGACAGUACUGCUGCCAGGACACAUCCAGCUCCUACUGCAGCAUGUACUUUGAGAAGAGACCAAUGAUGUCAACUGAAGGAUACGAGGCUCCUCAGCAGAGUGCUGGAGCAGGUGAUCCUCAUAUCACUACACUGGACGGCUUCUCCUACUCGUUCAACGGCUACGAUGAGUAUCUCAUGGCAACCAACACUAGUGAUGCCCCACGAGUCUUCCAGAUGCAGGGUAGGACCAAACUGGCGGACGUCGAGCCUGGCAAGGUACCCCUGGCGACAGUAUUCAGUGGUCUUGCCGUAAAGCAGCCCACCAAUGACGUCCAGAUCUAUCUGAACGGUACCGGAACUAGUGUGGACAUCUAUGUAGACAAUACAGCCUACACACAUGCUGGCAUUGAUGAUGGAAGCAACGCUGCCUUUUCUGACGGACGAUUCCAGCUUGUUAAAGAUGCCGGAACGUCUGCUGUGACUGGUGUGAAGGCCAUCUUCACGUCUGGAAUCUCGGUGGAAGUGAAGGCAGGACUCGGCAUGCUCACCUACGCAGUCUCCAUGACCCCUGACAUGAAGAGCAAGCUGAAGGGCCUUCUGGGUAACUUUAAUGGCAACAAUGCGGAUGAAUUUGCCUGGCCUAACGGCACAGCGGUUUCCUUCUCCAACGCAUCCAACCCAUCUGAAGAGGAACUAUUUGAAUGGGGCCAGUCAUGGGCCCUGCGCAGUACGGGUGACACUUCCCUCUUCUCCGUGUAUCCGGACGGAACCAAUGCCGCAACAUAUGGAAACAGUACCUUCACUCCACUGUUCUUCAACCUGGACUCCAUGUUCCCCAACGAGACUGACAAGGCCCGUGCCAUUGAGGUUUGUGGUGGUGCAGAUAAGAAAGAGUGCCUGUUUGACAUCGCGCUGACUGGAAACGAGGAGGUCGGUGCCGCAGCAGCAGCAGCCCUGGACGCUGUAGCCAACAGCAACGCCGCUCUCUCGAACACGCCACCAGUCUUCAAUGUGACGUCAGAGAUCCGUGCUACCGUUGGACAGGAGUACGGCCUGCAGCUGGAGGCUACAGAUGACGGUGCGGUCACCAUCAGCGUCGCACAGGGACCGGGAAGCCUCAACGGCAGUAACUAUUACACAUGGACGCCGUCCGACACGUCCAACUACACCAUCCAGUUCCUCGCCACGGAUGACGUCGGUGCCUCCACAUCCCAGACCCCGGAUAUCACGGUGUGCGCGUGCCAGAACGGCGGCACAUGCAACUUCGAUACCACCCUGACGGCACGUAGCUCUGGGUUUGCCAUCGCCACGUGCAACUGUCAGCUGGGCUUCGUCGGUGACUACUGUGAGACGGACUACAAUGGCUGCUCUGUCACACCUUGCUAUCCAGGUGUAAAUUGUACCGAUGCUGUGGCACCUCUCUCCGGUGGUGCCAAGGAGUACACCUGCGGCAGCUGCCCAGCUGGCAUGGUGGGUGACGGCGAGUCCUGUGUCGAUCUGAACGAGUGCCUCGUAGCGUCCAACGACUCCAACGUGCACCAGUGUAAGAACGCCACCUGCUUCAACGAGGCUCCUGGUUACCGCUGCGAGUGUCUGUCUGGAUACAGCAUAAUGGCUGACAACAGGACAUGCGUCGAUAUUGACGAGUGCUCUACGGGUACCGACAACUGCCAUGUUGAAGCCACCUGUACGAACACGGAGGGUUCUUUCACCUGUGCUUGUAACACUGGAUACAGCGGAGAUGGGACAACAUGCUCAGAUAUUGACGAGUGCCAGACAAACAACGGCGGAUGUGAUCGUAUCUGCUCCAACUCGGCAGGAAGCUACGCGUGCUCCUGUGACGUUGGUUUCAGACUGCAGAACGACAAACACACAUGUGAAGAUAUUGACGAAUGUGCUGGCCCCACCAAUGGCUGCCAACAGUCUUGCACCAACACCGCUGGUGGGUUUGCCUGCACCUGCAAGGAGUACUACGCCCUGGCUUCAGAUGGAAAGAGUUGUGAACCGGCUGUCUCCUGCAGUAACGAUACCAGCUGCACGCAGUUGUGUGCCGUCAUCAACGCUACAGAAGUCUGUGACUGCAACGCCGGGUACAACCUCGAUUCUGAUGGAAUCACGUGCAAUGACUUUGAUGAGUGUGCCAACGCUGCCAACAACUCGUGUGACCCCACUAACGGACAGUGCACCAACCUGCCCGGCACCUUCAACUGCAGCUGCAGCACCGGAUAUCAAAUCGAAGCUGGUGGAGGCACACUCUGUGACGAUAUCGACGAGUGCCAGACGAACACCGGAGGAUGUGCGCAGGUGUGCACCAACCAGGGCGGCUCCUUUAACUGCAGCUGUAACGCUGGCUACCAGCUGAACUCUGAUGGGAGGGCAUGUGACGUAGUGAACGUGACGACAGCAGCACCAGCAACAUGUGCCAGUAUCACCUGCCUGCCUGCCGGUAUAGCGUCCUGUUCAGUGGUGUCCGGACAGCCAACAUGCAGCUGCAGUACUGGUUACGCACUGGAUGUCUCUAACCGGCAGUAUUGCGUCGAUAUUGACGAAUGUUCUACAAGCUGCCAGGACAACAACACCAUCUGUACAAACUCGCAAGGAUCGUACAGCUGUGUGUGCAAGGCAGGGUAUUACAGUAUGGUUGCCCAGGGAGGCAAUGUCACUUGUUCAGUUGGAUACGCUGUACAGCAGUCAGUUAGGAGCAGACUUCCAGGGAACAACUGUUACUGGAUUCAGAAACGGAAGCGUUGUGGCGGACUACGUCAUCAAUCUAGCAUCUAA
Messenger RNA from Branchiostoma floridae (Florida lancelet), 5786 nucleotides. RefSeq names its product mucin-like protein. The record is from RefSeq and is a predicted model, not a curated record. Gene Ontology annotation, biological process: cell-matrix adhesion. Bases 132 to 5786 code for a protein of 1884 amino acids. Gene Ontology annotation, molecular function: calcium ion binding. The transcript is spliced from 31 exons. Lineage: Eukaryota; Metazoa; Chordata; Leptocardii; Amphioxiformes; Branchiostomatidae.